This is a messenger RNA of Lactuca saligna, 378 nucleotides long. Lineage: Eukaryota; Viridiplantae; Streptophyta; Magnoliopsida; Asterales; Asteraceae. The record is from the annotation of a GenBank genome assembly.
AUGGCAUACAACAAAGCCUCCAUGCUUUUUAGCUGCAUCCUCUUGCUUUUGCUUGCGCUUACUUUCUCCAUGGGAGAAAGUAAAGUCACCUUUCACACCAGUAAGUUCCAUCGUUUUUAUAACAAUGAAUUUCAAGUACGGGUGAUCGCGGUUCGGUUUGAAACCGUGAAACCGGCUAAACCGAUCAUUGGUUUGGUUUUACGUGUAAAUAAAGCUCAUCUUAGAGUACACCUCUCAAAAUCGUUUCCACUUUCCGUAAGCCUGAUCCCACUUACUCAAAAUCACAAAGCAAGUGAGCUUCCUCUUCCAGCUAUGGUUGUUGUUCAUACUCAAAAUCGCGGUUCGACUAAAAUGGGCCUAAAAAGCCCAAAACCGUGA